AUGGAGGCUACGCCUGGCGCCUGGGGGGUGAUUCUCGAUCACUUCAUUACCGAUUCUACCUUUCCGAAGGCGACUCGAAUUGACUAUGCAUUCAUCGGAGGGCUGUCCAUCUCCCAAGCCCUUCUUAUCGGACCGCUUGUGCAUAAGGCACAAGGUGUCGUCGGGACAAGAGUACUUCUCUUACUGGGAACUCUUCUACUUUCUGCUUCCAUGCUUGGGGCUGCUUACGCACACGAGGUCUGGCAUCUCUUUCUCUCCCAAGGCAUUUGUUUCGGGUUCGGAAUGGGACUUCUCUAUAUUCCCUCAAUGUCGGUGUUGCCACAUUGGUUUUCGAGUCACAGAAGCCUUGCUAUGGGUAUCGCAGCAUCGGGUGCUGGCAUUGGCGGAAUUGUAUAUAACCUCGCGACAAGCUACAUCAUUCAACACCUUGGAUGGCGUACUGCAUACAAGAUUCUGGCGGGUUGCUCUCUGGGAGCCAAUCUCAUGUCGUCACUGCUCCUCAAGGCGCGAAAAUCCCAACACAAUCAGCAAACUUACGCCCUUGAUCCCCGCGACUUAAAGCGUCCUGAGGUUCUUUUUGUGAUCUUUUGGGGAAUGACAACCGAGUUCGGGUAUAUCGCCUUAUUCUAUUCAUUGCCCAACUAUGCCACCUCUAUUGGCUUGACAGCCAACCAAGGAUCUGUCGCUGGAGCCAUGCUCAAUGUGGGCAUGACAGUUGCCCGCCCCCUCGUUGGCUAUGUCAGCGAUAGAUUUGGUAGGAUUACUGUGCCUACUAUCCUGACAGCCUUCUGCAGCGUGGUAUGCUUAGCCAUCUGGAUACCUGCAAACUCUUAUGCCGUCCUGUUAGUCUUUGCCUUCCUAUCCGGUAUGGUUUGUGGCACAUUCUGGGCGACUAUAACUCCCGUUUUGGCCGAGGUCGUCGGCCUGGGUCGUAUGUCACGUACCUUUGCCAUCACUUGCCUGGCUUUGGUCGUUCCCACCACUGUCGCUGAGCCGGUUGCCCUCAGUCUUGUCAAAGGCUCUGGGUAUUUACAUACGCAGAUAUUUGUUGGGUGUAUGUUUCUUUUAGGAUCUUGGGGUCUUUGGACUCUGCGGUGCUGGAAGUGUUUUGACAUUGAAAGGAAGGCCUCCUUUGAAGAGGGGUUCGGUGCCGGUAGAUCGUCCACAUUUCUGGGGUUUCUCAAUUGGAUGGGAUUACAAAAGUUGUUCAUGACGGGUCGAGUAUAA
Molecule: messenger RNA, 1227 nt
Organism: Penicillium pulvis
Lineage: Eukaryota; Fungi; Ascomycota; Eurotiomycetes; Eurotiales; Aspergillaceae
Product: MFS general substrate transporter
Exons: 2
Coding region: 1-1227 (408 amino acids)
Biological process (GO): transmembrane transport
Molecular function (GO): transmembrane transporter activity
Source: RefSeq, a predicted model, not a curated record